AUGAGUUGUUACAAAUUACUCAAUGUGACCCUAUUGUUGACAUAUUUCAAUGGAUCAUCAUUCAUUCAUUCAUCACAGAUAGAGAUAGAGAGGAGAAUGACAGCACAGGUAGAAGAUAUACAUACAGCAUUAACAUUUACAGAUCUUACAACGGUUCAUUAUCUACAUACUGAUCCUUAUGGAUUGGUAAAUGCCUAUAUUACAUUGAUACCGAUUGCUAUUGCCGUCGGUGCAAUCACCCUAUUCAUCUUUAGAAGAGAUCUAAGAACUGCUGCUGUAUUUGCUGGUCUAGUGUUUAGUGAAUCUGUCAAUUAUGUUUUAAAAAAGACAAUCAAAGAAAAUAGACCUGAUGCCUAUGAUGGAUUAAUCAAAGGUAAACAUAGUUAUGGAAUGCCAUCAAGUCACUCUCAAUUUAUGUUCUUCUUUUCAACUCUUGUAACUCUAUUCAUCAUCAAGAAUAGAAUUAAUUUUAAACAUUCAACUUCAUUGUUGACCAUUCCAUUCCUUUAUACUGUUUCUGCAAUGGUUGCAUAUUCAAGAUAUCAUUUAUAUUAUCAUACAUUAAAACAAGUAUUAUUUGGAUCAUUGGUUGGUAUUUCAUUGGGACCUAUUUGGUAUUUUGUGAUUGAGUUUAUUUUGGUACCAUAUAUCUUCCCAAUUGUCAUUAACAACCCAAUUGGUAGAUACUUUUAUUUGCGUGAUACUUCAUCUAUUCACAAUCUCAUGGAAUUCGAGUACACCAAUGCUACCAAAGAAAUUCAAAGAUUGAAAAAUACAAAAAAGAAUAAAUAG
Cavenderia fasciculata is the source of this 792-nucleotide messenger RNA. It is a transcript of the gene dolpp1, whose product is annotated as dolichyldiphosphatase 1. NCBI's taxonomy places the organism in Eukaryota, Evosea, Eumycetozoa, Acytosteliales, Cavenderiaceae. Gene Ontology annotation, cellular component: intracellular membrane-bounded organelle; endoplasmic reticulum membrane. The coding region runs from base 1 to 792 and encodes 263 amino acids. Gene Ontology annotation, biological process: lipid biosynthetic process; protein N-linked glycosylation. The record is from RefSeq and is a predicted model, not a curated record. The transcript has 5 exons. Gene Ontology annotation, molecular function: dolichyldiphosphatase activity.